AUGUCUGUGAAUUUUACAUGGGCAAGGGAUGACAGUACAAUGAAUUAUGUCGCUUUUUUAGAGGAAGUUGGUGUCAAAGGAAAACUGAAGGUGAAGACACUAAAACUUGAUGGUAUCCUAGCCUGUGGUACCAUUAGAGCCCACAGAAUAGGACUUCCUCCUCUGAAACCGGGCAAAGACUUGCGAAGAGCAGAAUGUGACUGGUCAGUUCGUUCUGAUGGAAUUGCAUGCAUGAAAUGGAAAGAUAAGCGUGUUGUCUCACUGCUAUCAACAAUUGACUCACCUGUAACUUUGAAAGAAAUCAGUAGCAAAGAAAAGGAUGGCACAAUUACAAAAAUACCUUGCCCACAGAUAGUGAAAUCUUAUAAUUUGAACAUGGGAUGUGUAGAUAAAGCGGACAUGAUGAAUAGUUUCUAUGCAAUUGACAGAAAAUCUAGACGCUGGUAG
Messenger RNA from Schistocerca nitens (vagrant locust), 447 nucleotides. RefSeq lists its product as uncharacterized. Lineage: Eukaryota; Metazoa; Arthropoda; Insecta; Orthoptera; Acrididae. The transcript is spliced from 2 exons. Bases 1 to 447 code for a protein of 148 amino acids. The record is from RefSeq and is a predicted model, not a curated record.